Messenger RNA from Diachasmimorpha longicaudata, 5123 nucleotides. RefSeq names its product protein groucho-like. NCBI's taxonomy places the organism in Eukaryota, Metazoa, Arthropoda, Insecta, Hymenoptera, Braconidae. Gene Ontology annotation, biological process: negative regulation of canonical Wnt signaling pathway; regulation of DNA-templated transcription. The coding region runs from base 874 to 3255 and encodes 793 amino acids. The transcript is spliced from 11 exons. Gene Ontology annotation, molecular function: transcription corepressor activity; protein binding. Gene Ontology annotation, cellular component: transcription regulator complex; nucleus. The record is from RefSeq and is a predicted model, not a curated record.
GGUGUAUCCCCACCACUCGUUCACUCGCCAGUCGCUUCGGAGCUGUUGACGAAGGUAGAACGCCAGUUGUGGAAUUUUAACGAUAAGUUUUGCCGUGUCGAGAUAACGAGUGAGUGAUUCUGGUGGUGUGAAUCGACGGGAAAUCACGCAGUAAAAAUACAGGGUAUUUUGUUGACUCGGUGGGGGAUGUGUUGAAGUGGGGGUGAUGUGAUUUUGGUGCGAAAAAUUGGAAAAUAUCGAGGAGUUUUGCACCUGGCUUGAUGGAUUUACUUUUAUUGUCGGUGUUGGUUGCGUCGAUGGACGAUUAAUGGACGGAUAUAGGAUUUUUCCCUGUAUUUGAUGGUGAAAACGGAAAGGAAGAAGCGUCUAUCCACGUCUCGCUCGCACACGCCAAACCGGCUGGCGUGAGUCUGUUUUACCGAUCGAAGGCUACAGUUUAUUCUCGUUUGUUGGAUUUCAUUGGUUACGAGUUUGUGUCGUUCACCGUCAGUCAAGCGUCGUAGAAUUUUUACAGCCUCUGGGGGAAUAAUAAUUAAUGCUGAAUGUUUAGAUUGUACGUGGGCUUUUGUGAAGGCCGUGUGAGUUAAAACGAAUGGCGGGUGAUUUGAAGUUAACGCUUUCUGGCUGUGACCCGUAGCGCCCCAAACUUGUGUAUGUAUUGUUGUGCUGUACGUGUGUUUGCGCAUUUAGCGCGCCAUUUCUCACCUCGAGUGUGAUUACCGCUUUUAUUUCCGUGGUAUAUUCGUUACUUGUGGAUUUAAGAGAGUGAAGUGCUGUGUGAUGAUGCGUGAAAGUGCCAAAAUAGGAGGAUAGUCUAGUGAACGUUUGAGGAUAUCGAAGUGUCGGACAAUUGGACGUAAAAACGCCUGAAGAAUGUAUCCCAGUACUGGAAUAAAUGCCGCUGCUGUUGCUGCAGCAGCGGCUGCACGCCACCCGGGACCACCCCAACCAGGUCAACCAUUUAAAUUCACCGUUGGUGAGUCCUGCGAUCGAAUCAAGGAAGAAUUCAAUUUUCUCCAAGCCCAGUAUCACAAUCUUAAACUGGAGCUGGAGAAACUCGCCCAGGAGAAGACGGAGAUGCAGCGCCACUACGUCAUGUACUACGAAAUGUCAUAUGGGCUCAACGUGGAGAUGCACAAGCAGACCGAGAUAGCUAAGAGACUUAACGGCAUCAUCGGACAAAUUUUACCUUAUUUAUCUCAGGAACAACAUCAGCAGGUUAUGACAGCUGUUGACAGAGCGAAACAGGUUACAAUGUCCGAGUUGAAUGCCAUCAUAGGGCAACAGAGACCGGAUUUACCCAGGUUACUGCAGCAGAUGCAUGCCCAACAAAUGCCACCUGGUGCUGCUAUGGGUCCACAUCCUGGUAUGCCUGGGUUAACUGGUCUUGGACCUGGUGCUGGAUUACCUGUACCAACUUCAGCCUCUGCUGCUCUGCUCGGUUUAGGUCUUCCACCUGGUGCUGGUGCUAAUCCUGCAGGUACUGCUGCACAUCCCCUGUCUAUGCUAGCAAAACCAGAACUUCAUAGGAGUCAGCCCGAUGAUUUAAAACCUAACGGUGGAUUGAAUCCCGCCGAGGAGAGGCAUAGAAACUCGAUAUCACCGGCGGAGAGAGAGAAGUACAGUAGACCGAGAAGUACUCCAGAUCCACAGCAUCAUGAUCAUAUGCUCCACAAGAAGAUGAAGAAAGAGCAGGAAAAGGAUCUGGGACACCAAAGUGAUGGCGAAAAGAGUGAUCAAGACCUCGUUGUCGAUGAUGCCAGUGAGGAGGCAACGAGUCCUGCCGCCAAUGGCACUUCAUCCCCACGAGAAAACGGACUUGACAAACUAGGCUCAUCAUCAGUAGGUCCAAUGGGUGGACAAAUGAAGAAAGAAGUUCCCCCACCGUCACCCCGAAGUGGAACAAGUAGUAAUGCCAGUACACCAUCCGCCAAGAAAAUGGAGGAGCGUGAAAAGCCGACGACACCUAUUUCAAAACCCGUGACACCAACAUCUGCUGGUGGCAGUAGUUCUGGAUCUGGUGGUCUCAAGGCGACGAGCUCGAAUAAAACCUUGGUAUCAGCAGCAUCGGCAGCAGCUGUUGGCCCUUAUCCCCACUAUCCACCACCUCAUCAUCCACCGGCUGGACCUCACGUCGACAUGCUGGCGUAUCAGCCUGGUGCACUCAACGGAUAUCCAGCUAGGCCACCACUUCAACAGCUCUACGAUCCCCACGGUACGAUGAGAGCACCACUUGGGCCACUUGGAGUGCCUGGCGGCAAACCCAGUGCUUAUAGUUUUCAUGUCGCCAGCGAUGGACAGAUGCUACCAGUGCCCUUUCCCCCUGAUGCCCUCAUUGGUCCGGGAAUACCGCGUCAUGCACGCCAGCUAAAUACUCUCACUCACGGUGAAGUUGUAUGCGCUGUCACCAUAUCCAAUCCCACAAAAUACGUGUAUACUGGUGGUAAAGGAUGUGUCAAAGUGUGGGACAUAGGUCAGGGUGCAGGUGGUAAUGCAAAACCAGUCUCUCAACUGGACUGUCUUCAGCGUGAGAACUAUAUAAGAUCAGUGAAGCUUCUGCCAGACGGUAGAACUCUGAUUGUUGGUGGUGAAGCGAGUAAUCUGAGUAUCUGGGAUCUUGCUAGUCCUACGCCGAGAAUCAAGGCAGAAUUAACAUCAGCAGCACCAGCUUGCUACGCCCUUGCCAUUUCUCCAGACUCCAAGGUCUGCUUCAGCUGUUGUAGCGAUGGAAAUAUCGCGGUUUGGGAUCUUCAGAAUCAAUCGCUGGUUAGACAGUUCCAGGGACAUACAGAUGGUGCAUCGUGCAUUGACAUAUCUGCUGAUGGAUCCAAACUGUGGACAGGGGGCCUUGACAAUACUGUCAGGUCAUGGGAUCUCAGGGAGGGAAGACAGUUGCAGCAGCAUGAUUUCAGCUCGCAGAUAUUCUCACUGGGAUAUUGUCCAACUGGUGAAUGGCUCGCUGUGGGAAUGGAAAAUUCUAAUGUUGAGGUUCUUCAUGCGACUAAACCUGACAAGUAUCAACUGCAUCUUCAUGAGUCAUGUGUAUUGUCGUUAAGAUUUGCUUCGUGCGGAAAGUGGUUCGUUUCCACUGGCAAGGACAAUCUGCUUAACGCCUGGCGCACGCCUUAUGGAGCUUCGAUAUUCCAGUCAAAGGAGUCAUCUUCAGUCCUGAGUUGUGACAUUUCCACAGACGAUAAAUUCAUUGUAACUGGAUCUGGCGAUAAGAAGGCUACUGUCUACGAAGUGAUAUAUUGAAGCGCCUCAAUAAAUUGUUCAUACGGUAAUUUAUGUAUAUUUGAAGUCGUACGCUUGUUAAGAUAUUUAUGAAUUUAACAUAUUGUGAGAGAAGAAUGUUGAGUGAUAUAGAUAACUAUAGCUGGACGACCUCUAGAGUAACAAGACGAAAAAUUCGAACCGGAUUUUCAUGUAGAAAAAAAAAAUCACAGGUGUAUACCUAAUUAUUGUGCUUAACUUGCGAGCUUUUUUUUACCUAACAUGUCAGGCUUAACGUUGUAAACUUCACGUUGACUGUCACCACCUUUGGCUCUUCCUCCCGUGAAGCCACGAUUUUUAUUGGCAUAAAAUUCGAGUCAGGGGGAGAAAAAUCAGACAGUCGGGGACAUAAUGACCUGAGGAGGGAGAGUAAAAGAUGAAUUUAAACAUGAACGAAUGAAUGAGUGGGAAAUUAUGAAAAGAACACGUCAGAUUACCUAGGGACUGAAGCCAUAAUUUUAAGCAUAUAAAUAUAUAAAUAUAUAUGUAGAUAUAUAUCUAGUUACGACGCUUGAACUAAUUGGAACUGUAGGGAGUGGAGAAUUAAUGAGAGAUCUGCUGCUGAAGAACACAUGUAUUAUAUAUAAAUAAUGAGGAAAGGCAGUGGAAAGUCGACGAGAGAUGAAUAUAACAAUGAAACAUUGAAAAAAUGGAUAUGAAAAUUUAAAAAAAUCAGCACAUCUUACUCAUUCAAAACCGCAAUGACGUAAAGGCCAGAAUUCAGCUAGAAAAAGAACUGUCAAAGCUGGAGAUAAUUAAAAACAGUAAAUAAAAAAAAAAGAAUUUAGUUUAAAAAGGGGGAGAAGGACGUGAAUAAACUUGAGAAUAUUUUUGUGACUCUCCCUGCAAUGUCAGGGCUGAAGAAACUUUUUAAAAAAUUUUGAAAAUACCAGAUGAGUAAUUGGAAAUCAACGUGAAUGAUACUGCGGUUUUAAUGAACGAUUUAUUUAUUGAUUGGCAUAAAUUGAUGAUUGAUUUACAUGUAUUCGUGAUAGACUCAUAAACAGCGCGUUAACUCGAGGCCUCUUGAUAGGGUAUUAUUAAAUUAACGAUGAUGCCAAGCAUGUGAUACAGAUUACAUACCGAAUAUUUAUAUUUUGUUACAGGAUAAUAAAACAAAACCUACACAAUUACACUGCUAUGGUCACGGUCAGGCUCUCGCGAUUAUUCUCGUGGAAUAUUAUUUAUUGAGAGAAUUCACUGUUUCGGGGGGUUAGGGGAGAGCUUCGGUGGCCACAGCUCCGAUAAAAAAAAAAUAGACCAAUAGAAACAACAAUACCUCAUGAAGACUCAAUAGUUUAUUGUUCAGCUGAAACGAAUCAACGUGUACAAAUGCGAAUAUUCUUUUAUAAAUUGGGAGAUAAAGUCAGUGAUAACUGCCCACUUUAUCCUUUUGGGAGGAGCAAAGUAUCACAGCUCGCAUUAUCCGGAAUAAAAUUGUAAUACUGAUACGAGAUCGAAAAAUACUGAAUGAAAUAUGUGAAUUGUAUUGCAAAUUACUUGUCAAGCACGUGUCACAUGUUGUUCCUAAUGAAUUUUCACCGGAAAUUGCAUUCAAAUUUUUAGUCACAAUCUGGUAAACUGUAUUUUCUUCGAGGUGUUCUCCGUUAUUUGUUAUAAUUUUUGUAACGUCAGGGGAGAUUAGGGGAGUUUAGGUGGAGCGAAUAAAAUGAUACGAUCUUUCAAAAUUUUUAGGGUAGAUGUAUUUUACCAUUGGAAGUAUAAUUUGUAUUUUGUACAAAAGGAAAAAAAUGAACAAAAAAAAUGGAUACAAGUUAAUUUCUCAAGGAAUUUUAAUGACGCAGAGAGGAUGAAUCUCGAGAAAUCGUAAUACAAGAAAUUGAUAGUAA